Messenger RNA from Pelodiscus sinensis (Chinese soft-shelled turtle), 936 nucleotides. Its product is annotated as olfactory receptor 14J1-like. Gene Ontology annotation, cellular component: membrane. Gene Ontology annotation, molecular function: G protein-coupled receptor activity; olfactory receptor activity. Gene Ontology annotation, biological process: G protein-coupled receptor signaling pathway. The record is from RefSeq and is a predicted model, not a curated record. Lineage: Eukaryota; Metazoa; Chordata; Testudines; Trionychidae.
AUGUCCAACCGAACCACCGUGACCAAGUUCCUUCUCCUGGGGUUCUCUGACGUCCGGGAGCUGCAGAUUUUGCACGUUGUGGUGUUCCUGGUGGUGUACCUGGCCGCGUUGUUGGGGAAUCUUCUCAUCAUCACAGCCAUCGCCCUCGACCAUCGCCUGCACACCCCCAUGUACUUCUUCCUGGUGAAUCUGUCCAUCCUAGACCUCGGCUCCAUCUCUGUCACCGUCCCCAAAUCCAUGGUCAACACUCUCAUGCACACCAGGUCGAUUUCUUUUCCUGCCUGUGUCUCCCAAGUCUUUUUCUUUUUAGUCUUUGCUGCAGCUGAUCUUUCCUUGCUCACCGUCAUGGCCUACGACCGAUACGUCGCCAUCUGCCACCCGCUGCACUACGAGCGAGUGAUGAGCAGAAGAGCUUGUGUGCAAAUGGGAGUCGGUGCCUGGAUUACUAGCAUUCUCUACUCUGCCAUGCACACCGGGAACACCUUCCGGUUCCCCUUCUGCCAGUCCAACGUCAUUGACCAGUUCUUCUGUGAAAUCCCCCCAUUACUCAAACUGGCCUGCUCUGAUUCGUACCUAAGUAAAGUUGGGGUUCUUGCCUUUAGUGUGUUUUUGGCAUUAAGCUACUUUGUUUUUAUCAUUGUGUCAUAUGUUCAGAUCUUCAAAGCAGUGUUGAGAAUCCCCUCGGAGCAGGGCCGGCACAAAGCCUUCUCCACCUGCCUCCCCCACCUCGCUGUGGUCUCUUUGUUUACUUGCACUGCUUCCUAUGCCUAUGUGAAACCCAUCUCCAGCUCAACAUCAAAUCUGGAUCUGGUGGUGGGUGUUCUCUACUCCGUGGUGCCUCCCAUGAUGAAUCCAGUCAUCUACAGCAUGAGGAACAAGGAGAUUAAGGCUUCACUGAAGAAACUGAUUGUGCGGAAGUCAGUCUCCAAGAAUUAA